This is a messenger RNA of Cercocebus atys (sooty mangabey), 2054 nucleotides long. RefSeq names its product anion exchange protein 3-like. NCBI's taxonomy places the organism in Eukaryota, Metazoa, Chordata, Mammalia, Primates, Cercopithecidae. Gene Ontology annotation, biological process: monoatomic anion transport. The coding region runs from base 278 to 1177 and encodes 299 amino acids. Gene Ontology annotation, cellular component: membrane. The transcript is spliced from 6 exons. Gene Ontology annotation, molecular function: solute:inorganic anion antiporter activity. The record is from RefSeq and is a predicted model, not a curated record.
GGUGCGGAGUGGAGCGCGAGGAGGUGGAGCCGCGGGCUGCGGGCUCCGGCGCCUGCGUCCGCCCGGCCAGCCCGGCUCUGCGUUGCGAGGGGCCGGACGCGAGUCGCGGCUGCGCUCCAGAGCGAGCGCGGGGGACAUGGGGCGCGGCGGGCCGCCUGGGCCUCGCAGGCUCCGGAGCCCCGAGGGCUCCCCGCUAGGCCCCCUCAGUGGCCCCUCCUUCUCACCCGGGUCUCGGGUCCCUUAGUGAGUGAGAGCAUCCCCAGCCGCCUACCCGGCCAUGGCCAACGGAGUGAUCCCGCCGCCCGGGGGCGCCUCCCCCCUACCCCAGGUUCGGGUGCCCUUGGAGGAGCCCCCUCUAAGUCCAGACGUGGAGGAGGAGGACGAUGACUUGGGGAAGACCUUGGCUGUGAGCAGGUUUGGGGACCUCAUCAGCAAGCCCCCGGCCUGGGACCCUGAGAAGCCCAGCCGCAGCUACAGCGAGCGGGACUUUGAGUUUCACCGCCACACAUCCCACCACACCCACCACCCGCUCUCAGCGCGCCUGCCUCCACCCCACAAGCUGCGGCGGCUGCCCCCCACCUCUGCCCGGCACACCAGGAGAAAGAGGAAGAAGGAGAGAACCUCUGCUCCCCCCUCUGAGGGGACCCCUCCCAUCCAGGAGGAGGGGGGAGCUGGAGUGGAUGAGGAAGAGGAGGAAGAGGAGGAAGAGGAAGGAGAAUCUGAGGCAGAACCUGUGGAGCCCCCACCCUCAGGGACCCCACAGAAGGCAAAGUUCUCCAUUGGAAGUGACGAGGAUGACAGUCCAGGCCUCCCUGGGAGGGCUGCUGUCACUAAGCCCCUGCCCUCGGUGGGCCCACGCACUGACAAGAGCCCCCAGCACUCCAGCAGGCCCUGCUCUGAGCUGAGGGACGGUGACGGAACCACCGACCUGGCCCUGUCAAGUCCAAGGCUGCUGUGUUGCCUCCCCAGCUCCCCCAGCCCCCGGGCCCGGGCCUCCCGAAUCGCUGGGGAGAAAAGCCGGCCCUGGAGCCCAUCGGCCAGUUAUGACCUGCGGGAGCGACUGUGCCCAGGCAGUGCCCUGGGCAACCCGGGUGGUCCAGAGCAGCAGGUGCCCACUGAUGAGGCGGAGGCCCAGAUGCUGGGUUCUGCAGACCUGGACGACAUGAAGAGUGAGUGAGACCUUGUGGCAGCCCCCAUGGUCCACUGCGACGGACUCCCGGCCUCCGAGUGACCUUGGAGAGGCUCUGAGCUGUCCUCCACUCAGGGCUGAGUCCUCUCUGAAUCCCUGUCUGCUGGGAUGUGGCCAGUGAUGGGGAGCUCACUACCUCACCCAGCCACCCUCUCUGAUGGCCAGAGCUGAGAUUUCCUUUCCUGACACUUCACACCUCAGUCCUGAUUCUGUCCUCUGAGUCACCCCUAGAAAAAGGCAGCUCUCUUUUUGACAUCAUUGUAUCCCUCCCCAAGGCCCCUCUUCUCAGGGUGAACUCUUUGUCUCCUAGCUCUUUGAUCCCCUCCAAACCCAGGCCCUGAGUCUGAGCCAUUGCUCUGGACCCCUGCCUCUCCCUGUGGCAGGACCCCUCACUCCCAUCCCACUACCCUUGGCUGGGCCUGGCUGUGAUCUCGGCACAUUCCUUCCAUCUUAUCAGUGCCCUGGUUUCUGUGCCACCUGUCAUCACCCAUGGGGCUCUGUGCCCAGGCCAGGGGCAUCACUGAUCCCUCCUCCUCCUCAGAGCCACAGUGUGUGGGCGGGGUGGGGGGAAGGGUAGGGCUUUAAGCUCAAUACGUCAUGGAAAGUUGCCAGGGCCUGAGGACAGGGACGGGAACAAUCCGAUGGCAGCAGUAGCAGCGGGAUGGGGCGGGGGAAGGGCGUGUUUACAGACCCAGGGUGGGGGCUGGAUGCCGCCAGGAGUAGGCUUGUGGACGUGGGGAGUUGGGGUCGGGAGGCUGUGCCACCUUCAGCUCUGGUUGGACAGAAGCCACGCCGUCCAGGCUGCCACCUUGUAGGAGAGCCAAGGGGUCUGGCAGGGAGCGGGGGCCGAGGUUUUGGCCACCAA